This is a messenger RNA of Caenorhabditis remanei, 1299 nucleotides long. RefSeq lists its product as uncharacterized. NCBI's taxonomy places the organism in Eukaryota, Metazoa, Nematoda, Chromadorea, Rhabditida, Rhabditidae. Gene Ontology annotation, molecular function: neuropeptide Y receptor activity. Gene Ontology annotation, biological process: G protein-coupled receptor signaling pathway. Gene Ontology annotation, cellular component: membrane. The record is from RefSeq and is a predicted model, not a curated record. Bases 1 to 1299 code for a protein of 432 amino acids. The transcript is spliced from 9 exons.
AUGUCCUCCGACAAUUCGUCCUCCUUAUCUUUGGCUCCGCCCACUUCAAUGACGUCAUCUUCUGGAGAGGUGAUUGAUGAGUACGAUACGAGUGAUAUAAUUGGAUUACAAGUGAAAACUCACGAAGAGUACGAGGAUAUCAUUGCUAUCGCCUUGUGGCCGAAUGCUGUUGAGCAGGGAUUCGUGCUCGUUCUUGGCGCAAUGAUGGUGAUCGGAGUGGUGGGAAACACGUUGGUCGUCGUUGUGGUGGCGACGAACAAGUCGAUGCGUAACGCCCUCAACCUUGUCCUAAUGAAUCUUGCCAUCGCUGAUCUCCUAAUUCUUCUCUUCUGUCUUCCACUUACCGUAGUCAAUGACGUCACGAAGACGUUCUGGUUCUCUGCGGUUUUCUGUAAAAGUGUCAAUUUUAUUAAUAACACGUCCGUCUACGUCAGUAUCAUGUCACUGGUAUUCAUCACUUGUGAGAGGUGGAGAGCUAUCACUUAUCCACUGAAAAGUCCCUUUGUCAGGACGAGAAGUGUUAUUGCUGGAAUCUGGCUACUUGCAAUGUUCCUUUCCUCUCCGGAGCCAGUCACUCUUCAUCUCCAAGGCGCUCCAUUCGUUCGCCCGAAUUUCACCACUCAGUGGGGAACCCGUUGCAAGGAGUCAUGGUCUGAGGAGUUUCAAAUGAAUUAUCAGUUGGUUCAAACUAUUUUUUCAUUUGUUUUACCCCUUCUCGUCAUUUCUGUACUAUGUCUGCAUAUGGUACGGACACUACAUUUUUCGUCGACUAACCUUACCGUGGCCAGCCGUCAAAUCAGUAUACGUAAAAAGGCGGUCCGUAUGCUCUGUGCCGUCGUAUUUCUAUUCGCCAUUUCCAAUCUACCGGUUCAUUUGUAUAACAUUGCAUUAAACUACGGGUUACUAUCCACCGACGUUAGCACGAAUACGAUAGCGGUGCGGAAGUUGUUGCCACGUGUCUUCUCCUAUUCAUCGUCAUGUUUGAAUCCGAUUUUGUAUAGUUUUUUAAGCGGUCGCUUCCGUGAAGAAUUCGGACGUGUCGUGUGCUGUCUUCGAGACGAAAAGUCAUCCCGUGAGUUCCGACGGAAGCAAGCUUCACUGUACGCCUCGAGUCAACGUGUCCGAACGAAUAGUUGCUCGACGAUGCUUCUCGAAAGGGAAAUGAGAUCUUCAUUGAUUAUUCGACGACCCCAGGCUCCGCCCACUUCUGAACAGUCCCCGCCCCUUCCGGUAUUCUCGUUAGAAGAUGUCAGAGAGGAGGCGACGGAUUCUGAAGCAUUUGUACUUCAGGAUUGCUGA